AUGAAGUGUUUCGGUUGCGGUCAGGAGGGGCUCAUUAUUAAAAUGUGCCCCGACAGGGCCGGACCGGCCCCGCCGAGUGCAAAGCAGCAGCCCGCUGCGGCUAAGCAGGUGGGGAGCCAACCUGGUGAGGCUGGAGCAGCGGAGGAUCCCGCUGCCGCGGCGGAGGAACCCGCGGCGGCUGCGGUGGGAGAACCCGCGGUGGUAGUGGAUGAGCCCGCUGCAGAAGAGCAGGCGGAAGGUACUGUUGAGGUGUCAGGAGUGGAAAGUGUGAAAAUGAGUGUAGGCGUAGGGAUGGAUGAGAGCACAGUGUUGUGUGGUGAUGGGGUGAAUGGCGGUGGUGAUGGGGUGAAUGGCGGUGGUGAUGGGAUUAAUGGUGAUGGUGAUGGAGUGAAUGGUGGUGAGGGUGAAAGUGAAGUGAGGGAGAGAAAUGGUGUGCAGGGAGAGCAGCAGGUGAAGGUGAGGGGCGAUGAGGAGCAUUUAGGGUGUGGGGAUCAGGGAGGGAAAGGAGAGGUGCAGGUGGAGGAACAGAAUGAUGCAGAGUUGGUUUUUGGAACUGGAGUGGCAGGAGAGACAAGUGAAACGGAGGAGGCGAUGGAACUGGAAGCUUCAGCCCCGUUAAAGAGGCGAAGCAAAAGGAGGAAUGUGGUGACGGCUGUACAGGCCAGCAAGCAGGCCUGYAAGCUGGCUGCAGAGAGGAAGGAGGUGUCGGACAGCAGCGACAAUGAGA
Austrofundulus limnaeus is the source of this 727-nucleotide messenger RNA. RefSeq lists its product as uncharacterized. The record is from RefSeq and is a predicted model, not a curated record. NCBI's taxonomy places the organism in Eukaryota, Metazoa, Chordata, Actinopteri, Cyprinodontiformes, Rivulidae.